Molecule: messenger RNA, 867 nt
Organism: Lycium barbarum (goji berry)
Lineage: Eukaryota; Viridiplantae; Streptophyta; Magnoliopsida; Solanales; Solanaceae
Product: protein OXIDATIVE STRESS 3-like
Exons: 2
Coding region: 133-687 (184 amino acids)
Source: RefSeq, a predicted model, not a curated record
AUGCCUUCCUAGACUUCACAAACAAUCCCAUGCUUUCUUUGCAUGUGUAUUUAACCAAAGCUUUUGCUAACUCACAAACAUUAUUAUUAUUAUUAUCUCAAUCUGCUUAUUCAAUUUCAAGAAAUUGCUCACAUGGAAACCCAGAUGAAGAAUCAAGAUCAACAUCAAUUAUGGAUGAUAGAUGAAGGACAUGAAUUAGAUCAUGGUGAGAUAUAUGAUAACAGCCACUCAUCUUCAUCAUCACUUUCAUCAUCCAUUGGUGAAGGAUCAACCAUCUCCAAUGGAUCUACUUGUUCAUCUUCACUAGACACAACAGAUGAUGCAUCUUCAUCAUGUUCACCUAAUUCUGAUGAAGCUUUGUAUGACUUAUCAUCCCUCAUGUCACAAUUACCCAUCAAGAGGGGACUAUCAAAGUUUUAUCAAGGCAAAUCACAGAGUUUUACAUCUUUAUCAAGAGUGACAAGCUUAGAAGAUCUUGUCAAGAAAGAAUCACCUUACAAGAGAAAGAUGAAGUCUUGCAAGAGCUAUGGUGCUGGAUUAGAUUCUUACAAAUCAUAUACUCUUCCUAAGGCAACUAUAUUGAAGAAAGCCUCAAGGAACUCAUCAUUUUCAGCAUCUUGUACUAAUGGAAAGACAAGUUUUAUCAGCAGGAGCAGGCCCCCUCUGGUUCCUGUUCAUAGAACCUAGGGUAUUGUAGUAUCAUGUCAACUUUGGAUUAUUAAUCCCACCUUCAUCAAAGAAAGUGGACCACAAAAGAUGAAAAAGAAAAUAAGGAGAGAGUACUAUUCAACAGAAAGAGAGAUUUAGAUAGAGAGUUUGUGUAUACUUCAAUUUUGAUAUGUUAUUGCAGAAGUAUAUUUAUUUUUA